AAGAAAAAAAAAGACCCAGUCUGUUAUGAUGUUAGUUUGUAUAGGUUAGGUAAUUUAAAGGUUAGAAAAAAGGAAACAUUGCAAUGCAGAAUGGUUGUAAUAGUGUAACUCUACGAAUUGUGGUCUUAGGAAACAUGCGUAUUACACAGUAAUCACGUCCGUAAAAGUAGUGUUUGAUAAUACUAUCUUGCUACAUACAUUACAAAAGUAUGUUUGCUUUUAACAAUCGAUUGAAAGUACUAGGUUCAAGGCAUCAUUGUCUUAUCAAAAGGUUUUAUAGUUCAGACUCUUCAAUUUCUUCUGAAACCUACUGUGCUGAUUUAGUCAGGAAAUACGACUAUGAGAACUUUUUGUGUUGUCUUCUCCUAUCCAAUGCAGUCAGAUCUACAGCAUUUGCAGUGAGAGGUUUCAAUGUGGAAGUGGCCAAGGUGGAGGAUCAAGUUAGUGAAUCCAGGCUGGCCCAGAUGAGGCUCCAGUUUUGGAUAGAAACUCUGGAUAAGUUAUACAAGGAAAAUGUUCCACAGCAUCCUGUCGCUCAGGAGCUUUAUAAGGCCAUUCAGAGGCACAAGUUGCAGAAGCACCAUUUGCGCAGUCUGGUGUCGGCGAGAGUAGGUCGGCUCUCUUCCGUGACGUUUCCAAACUUGGAGGCUCUGGAACAGUAUGCAGAAUCCUCUGUGUCUCCCAUCUUCUACUUGCUGCUACAGGCUGUAGGUGUCCAGAAUGUACAUGCGGACCACGCGGCUAGCCACCUAGGCAAGGCACAGGGCAUUGCGAACACAGUGCGCGGUCUCCCCCAUCACUGUAAGCGGCGUAUUGUCACGCUGCCACAGGAUGUAUUGAUCCGCCACAAUGUUGCACACGAAAGCGUGAUACGCGGCUCACGUGACCAAUCAGUGCGAGAUGUAGUGUUUGAGGUAGCUACACGAGCCAAGCAACAUCUUGAUAAGGCGAGGAGUAUAAAAGAUAAGUUGCCCAAGGAAGCCCACAUCCUGUUGCUGCCAGCAGCUGGCACUGCCUGGUACCUGGAGAAGCUUCAGCAGCUAGACUUUGACGUGUUCCAUCCCAAACUCCAGAGGAGAAACCAACUCCUGCCUUGGACAUUGUAUCUCAACAAAUUUUUGAAAAGGUUCUAGCCAGUAUUGUAAUUUAUUUGUUGUUAAUCCAAUAGUGUUUUUUUUGUUAGUAAAAGAAUUAAAAAAUCA
Messenger RNA from Homalodisca vitripennis (glassy-winged sharpshooter), 1202 nucleotides. It is a transcript of the gene sicily, whose product is annotated as NADH dehydrogenase (ubiquinone) complex I, assembly factor 6. Gene Ontology annotation, cellular component: mitochondrion. Gene Ontology annotation, biological process: mitochondrial respiratory chain complex I assembly; biosynthetic process. The record is from RefSeq and is a predicted model, not a curated record. The coding region runs from base 210 to 1133 and encodes 307 amino acids. The transcript has 5 exons. NCBI's taxonomy places the organism in Eukaryota, Metazoa, Arthropoda, Insecta, Hemiptera, Cicadellidae.